This is a messenger RNA of Propithecus coquereli (Coquerel's sifaka), 1057 nucleotides long. It is a transcript of the gene CREG1, whose product is annotated as cellular repressor of E1A-stimulated genes 1. Bases 75 to 734 code for a protein of 219 amino acids. NCBI's taxonomy places the organism in Eukaryota, Metazoa, Chordata, Mammalia, Primates, Indriidae. The record is from RefSeq and is a predicted model, not a curated record. The transcript has 4 exons.
GCGGGACCCGGGCGCGCACGGCUAACCCCGCGCCCUGCAGGUCGUUGAGCCCGGGCUCCAGCUGAGACUCCGCCAUGGCCGGCCGUGCCCGCGGGUCCCUGCGCGCCUUGCUCGCUGCGCUGCUGGCGCCGGCGCUGUUGUCACUGCUCGUGUCGCCCGCGCGGGGUCGCGGCGGCCGGGGUCACGGGGACUGGGACGGGGUCAAGCUGCCGCCGCUGCCGCCCCGCGAGGACGCGGCGCGCGUGGCGCGCUUCGUGACGAACCUCUGCGACUGGGGCGCGCUGGCCACGGUCUCCUCGCUGGAGGCGGUGCGCGGCCGGCCCUUCGCCGACGUCCUGUCCCUCAGCGACGGCCCGCCCGGCGCGGGCAGCGGCGAGCCCUACUUCUACCUGAGCCCGCUGCAGCUGACCGCGAACAACCUGCAGGAGAAUCCACAUGCCACACUGACCAUGUCUUUGGCACAGACUGACUUCUGCAGGAAACAAGGAUAUGAUCCUCAAAGUCCCCUUUGUGUUCACAUAAUACUGUCAGGAACUGUGACCAAGGUGAAUGAAACAGAAACGGACUUUGCAAAGCAUUCGUUAUUCAUUCGACACCCUGAAAUGGAAACCUGGCCUUCCAGCCAUAACUGGUUCUUUGCCAAGUUGAAUAUAACCAAUAUCUGGGUCCUGGACUACUUUGGUGGACCAAAAAUAGUGACGCCCGAAGAAUAUUAUAAUGUCACAUUUCAGUGAAGCAGAAUAUGGCAAAUUUAACCACACGUGUGAAGUUCCUUAGGAGGCUCAUGCACACUUACAGGGCUUACUGUUUCUCUGGAAUGUUCCCAGAAUAUUAGGCAGUUUUCUGUCACAUGCUGGUUUCCUUGUUUGCUUGUUUACCAAAUCGAGUUGGACUGGAUUUCUUGAGAGAUGUGGUUGCUAGAUUUUUUUUUUCAUAUUUUGAAGCCAUUUACGUAGAGAAAUGUCUUUCACUGCAAUUAAAGAAGUUUUGUUCCAUCAAUUCCAAAUAUGCUUCCAACGGUGCUCCCUAAAGAGGAGCAAGCACCAGAUUUAGAUUG